AUGGCAAAAUACACGUCUACCGGCCGUCCAACGGGUGACGGCAAAGGCCAACCGCCCCCCUGGAGCAAUGUAUACGAUCACGAGAAAACCAGAGAUGUCAUCAACUCCCAACCCCUCCUGCAUCUUACUUUCCCAACCCAGGAUGAGGAAUUCCCAACUGUGGCCUACCUCGUCGGCAAAUUCUUCAAGUACAAGAACAAGCCCGAGGCUCUUUAUGCCCAUGGCCAUCUACAGGAGCCAAUCAAGUACCGUCUCGAAACUGACCGAGAAGUACGCGGUCCUGGUUUACCGGUCACCAUCGGCGCUAGCAAGAUCAAUAGCUACGUGCUUGGUUACUCGGGUUUUGCGACUGGAUAUACGUGGACAAGUACUGCAGUAAAUGGAAUUGCCCAUCUAUUGCCUGUUUCAGAAGAUUUUAAAGAGGAAAGGCUGGCAGUCGUGAAUAAUAUUCUCGAAGGCUUCAUUCCAGAGCGAUCAACGCACAUUCGUCCAAUUGGGGACGAUUUGAAGUAUAUUUCCAUCAUCAGAAUCGAUGUGAACGAAAAGAGGUCCCACACACACGGUAUUCCCGCAGCUCUGGGAUUUGAACUGAAGACAGAUGUCGAGGAUAAGGCAGUUGUCGAUAAUUUUCUAGAUUUAUUAUUGGGAGGGCGCGACUCCUGUUUGGCAGGCAUAUGGUGCUCCGAUGGGGGGCGAUCAUGA
Messenger RNA from Talaromyces rugulosus, 702 nucleotides. RefSeq lists its product as uncharacterized. The transcript is spliced from 2 exons. NCBI's taxonomy places the organism in Eukaryota, Fungi, Ascomycota, Eurotiomycetes, Eurotiales, Trichocomaceae. Bases 1 to 702 code for a protein of 233 amino acids. The record is from RefSeq and is a predicted model, not a curated record.